AUGGCCAUAUCCGUCCCCCUCCCCAUCCCCGCCUCCCACAAACCCAAAACCUCCAUCGCCAAACUCCCCGCCACCGCCCCCAUCGACGACAUCCUCCACAUCAUCGAGCGCGAUGGCGGCAUCAUCCUAACUGACUUCGCCACCGCCUCCGAACUCGCCGCCAUCGACGCAGACGUCGAAUCCCACCGGCAGCGCACCCGCUCCACCGAACACAGCGCCCUACACAUCAUCCCCAAAGAGACCCUCGCCGUCCCCGGGCUCGUCGGGAAGUCCCCCACCGUAGCCGCACUUUGCGAAGCGCCAGUCCUUGAAUCCCUGUGCAGCAACAUCCUGACGGAAGAGUUCAGCAUCAUCCGCGAGGACGCGAUCGAGCACCAUAGUAUCGAUCCGCUUCUGAGCCUCAGCAUCACGCUGCAUAUCGGGUACGGGGCGCCGCGGCAGAAGCUGCACAGGGACGAUAACGUGCAUGGGAUACGACAUGGAGGGAAGUUUGAGCUGAGCAAGGCGAGCCAGUUUGGCGUGUUGAUUGCGGAGACGAGGACGUGUAGGGAGAAUGGGGCGACGAUGUUUAUUCCGGGGAGUCAUAGGUGGGAUGACGAGAGGAGGCCGAGGGUGGAGGAGGUGUGUUUCGCUGAGAUGGAGCCCGGCGAAGCGCUCGUUUUCCUGGCCUCGUGCUAUCAUGGCGGCGGACAUAACUCUAUCCCUGGCGAAGUGCGUAAGGUACAUGGGUUGUUCUUCAUCCGGGGUACGCUACGCACGGAGGAGAACCAGUUCCUCGCUGUCCCGCGGAGUAAGGUACUGGGUAUGAGUGAGAAGAUGGUGAGCCUGCUUGGGUAUAAGAAGCCGAGCAGUGUGUUGGGGAUUGUGGAGAACGAGGAUCCGAGUGCGGAUUUGAAAGGCGUGCUGGAGAGGGCUUAUCAGUAAGGAAGGACCUUCUAAGGAGUGAGUUAAUG
Molecule: messenger RNA, 953 nt
Organism: Trematosphaeria pertusa
Lineage: Eukaryota; Fungi; Ascomycota; Dothideomycetes; Pleosporales; Trematosphaeriaceae
Product: phytanoyl-CoA dioxygenase
Exons: 2
Coding region: 1-924 (307 amino acids)
Source: RefSeq, a predicted model, not a curated record